Molecule: messenger RNA, 1071 nt
Organism: Emiliania huxleyi CCMP1516
Lineage: Eukaryota; Haptophyta; Isochrysidales; Noelaerhabdaceae
Exons: 2
Coding region: 1-1071 (356 amino acids)
Biological process (GO): regulation of transcription by RNA polymerase II
Cellular component (GO): SAGA complex
Molecular function (GO): transcription coregulator activity
Source: RefSeq, a predicted model, not a curated record
AUGUCGGACCAGAAGCCUUUGCGCUUUGGCCUCAAGCGACGCCAGCUGCGCACGCUCGCCCAGCGACAGCGAGACGCCGUCCGCCCGCGUCAGCCGUCGAUCGCCACGGCGAACGGCGCGCUGUCGCAUUCUUGGGAGGACGAUGAGACACCCGACCGCGAGGAGGCGGCCGCGCGCGCAAUGCUUCAGAGGUUGGAAGCGCGGCUGCGCGAAUCCAGCUCGUCCACGAGCAAGCUCGCCUCGCCCUCCAACGGCGGCGGCACUAAUGGGCGUCUCGCAGCCGCUGCGCCGCGCCGCGGAGAGUGCCUGCGGCUGACGCUGCUGCCGACGCAUCUGCUCAUCGAGGAUGUCGACCUCGCGCUGCCGUACUCCGCGGAGACGAACCGCUUCCUGCGCUGCGUCGAGGCCGGUCGACUGCCGCUGCUGCAGCUGCGCUCGAACCCCGCCCUCUGGGCUCUCUGCGAGAAGCGCUUCAUCGAGGGCUGCCUGCCGGUCGAAGUUUCGGACCGGCGGUCGCCAGAGGCAGAGGCGGAGGCUGCGGCGAGACGCGCCACCGGGGGAGGGGAGAGCGGCACGACGCUGGCGUGCCUCGUGCCGGAUCGCGAGACCCUCCUCCAGGAGCUCGCGCUCCGCUCGGAAUCCGCGGCGGCGGCGGGCGCGCCGUGGUCAGACGAGCUGCUGCUCGAGACCGAGGCGGCGCUGCUGCUCGCGACGGCGCCGCCUCCGUGUCUGCGUGCUGCCGAGCCGGGGCCCGCAGCCGCGGCGCCCCUCGGCGUCAUCGGCCGGCUCGCCAACGCGCUCCAGUUCGACCGCCUCAAGCUGCACGCCUACCCGUGCCGCUUCCCGCCGACGGCAGCGGCGCCCUCGAGCUCGCGCGGGCCCUUCCGCCGCGCCGCCAUCGCCGGCGUGGCGUGCGCGGCGCUGCGCGCCGCUCUGCGAGCGCUUCUGCGCCUGCACUGCAUGUCUCUGUUGCUGCUGGUGGUGGUGAUGGUGCUGCUGAUGGUGCAGAUGCUGCUGCUGGCGCGGCGCGGCUCUGCGACUGGGCUCGACGAGCGCGUCGCGAGCAUCUGA